This is a messenger RNA of Gallus gallus (chicken), 1431 nucleotides long. RefSeq names its product annexin A1 (gene ANXA1). Gene Ontology annotation, molecular function: calcium-dependent phospholipid binding; calcium ion binding; cadherin binding involved in cell-cell adhesion. Gene Ontology annotation, biological process: cellular response to vascular endothelial growth factor stimulus; positive regulation of interleukin-2 production; cell surface receptor signaling pathway. Lineage: Eukaryota; Metazoa; Chordata; Aves; Galliformes; Phasianidae. The record is from RefSeq and is marked validated. The transcript is spliced from 13 exons. Bases 59 to 1087 code for a protein of 342 amino acids. Gene Ontology annotation, cellular component: plasma membrane; cytoplasm.
AUCCCGGCUUCACCAUCCUGAAAAGUAAUACUUGUGAGGAGGAAGAGACUCUAUCAACAUGGCUAUGGUAUCAGAAUUUCUGAAACAGGCAUGGUUCAUGGACAACCAGGAGCAGGAAUGUAUUAAAAGUUCAAAAGGUGGCUCUUCAGUACAGUCACGCCCAAACUUUGAUCCCUCAGCUGAUGUUUCUGCUUUGGAUAAAGCUAUUACUGUAAAGGGUGUAGAUGAAGCCACCAUCAUUGACAUCUUGACUAAAAGAACAAAUGCUCAACGUCAGCAGAUCAAAGCUGCCUAUCAACAGGCAAAAGGAAAGAGCCUGGAAGAAGACUUGAAAAAGGUGCUGAAAAGCCACUUGGAAGAUGUUGUUGUUGCUCUUCUCAAAACUCCAGCUCAGUUUGAUGCUGAAGAAUUAAGGGCCUCUAUGAAGGGGCUUGGAACUGAUGAAGAUACUUUAAUUGAGAUUCUGGCAUCAAGAAACAACAGAGAAAUCAGAGAAGCCAGUAGAUACUACAGAGAAGUACUGAAGAAAGAUCUGACACAAGAUAUAAUUUCUGACACGUCUGGAGACUUUCAAAAGGCUUUGGUUAUUCUAGCCAAGGGUGACCGAUGUGAAGAUCCUCAUGUGAAUGAUGAUCUUGCUGACAAUGAUGCAAGGGCCUUAUAUGAAGCAGGAGAGAAAAGGAAAGGGACGGAUGUUAACGUGUUUAUUACUAUUCUUACUUCAAGAAGCUACCCUCAUCUUCGAAGGGUCUUUCAGAAGUAUGCUAAAUACAGCAAGCAUGACAUGAACAAAGUACUUGAUUUGGAGCUGAAAGGUGAUAUUGAAAACUGCCUGACUGCCCUUGUGAAGUGCGCCACAAGCAAGCCAGCUUUCUUUGCUGAAAAACUCCACCUGGCAAUGAAGGGGAGUGGAACACGACACAAACAGCUCAUCAGAAUCAUGGUAUCACGCCAUGAAAUAGACUUGAAUGAGAUCAAAGCUUAUUAUAAGAGUCUGUAUGGUAUAUCUCUUCGCCAAGCAAUUAUGGAUGAACUCAAAGGGGAUUAUGAAACCAUCCUGGUCGCUUUAUGUGGAAGCGAUAAAUAAGUAUCUUGUUCUCCUGAUGCACCCAAGCCCUGUUGCUGAAGGUGCUUAUAUUAGCCUCAGCUGUCUAUAUAAAAUACAGGCUUCACACACUGAGAUUUCUUUGUAACUGUACUUAGUAUACAACUUUUAUGUAGAAAACCUGGAACUUGGAAUGUAUUUUUCAAUACCUGUAUUCUGUAUGCCUGUAUUCUGUAUGGAAUGAAUAUAUCUUUUUAUCACUAUUCAUCUAAAGUCAACAAAUGCCAUUAAGUUUCUAUUUGCUUUAUUAAUCAUGAAAUAAUCAAGUUUUCAUCUAAUAAAAUCAAACUAGCUUUAAAAAAUAAAAUUAACCUCUGUGAAUUUUA